GGUCUUUGAGUGGUAACAUAGGGUGAUGCAACUGCCGCACGAGACUCUACUAUAGAAAUCAACUUUAACUCGUGAACAGCAACCAUGUCAUUGUGUUGGGUUCCUUUUUUCUUGGUGGUCUCCGUAUUUUGCCACCUGUGCUGCUGCCAUCCAAUCGGCGGAGGUCCUACCCGAGUCAGAGGAACAUUUUCGUCCGCACCUUGUACGCCUCGGCCGCUGGGGAUAGAAAGCGGACAGAUCCCUGACGGAAGCAUCACUGCGUCGUCUUACCAUGGCACUUAUCCCCCACGUAACGCUCGACUCAACAAAGUGGGUAGCAUCGGAUGGAGACCAAGAACUCCAUCGGGCUCAUGGAUCCAGGUCGAUUUGGGUCAACCCACGGCUGUUACUGGGUCUACAGUACAGGGAUAUACCAGUAAUUCAUAUUACAUCACGGCUUUCUUCGUGAACCACAGUCUCACAGCCGAGUCGAGUGACUGGCAGAGCUUAGCUGAUGCGGACAGCGGAGUAAUCGGAUUCAGUGUGAGUAGUGGGCGACCGACGAAUGUCAGCUUUCCCUUGGUACCCAUUGCACGGUAUCUUCGUAUUUUAACUGCCUCUUGGCAAAGUGCUUACUUCUACCUGAGAUUUGAAGUGUUCGGCUGCCAAGACCAUAUCGACGGUGCUCUGAGGUUGGUGAACGCCAGGGACAGAUACAGUGGCCGAGUGGAAAUCUUCCAUGUGGAUACAGGCACAUGGGGCGCGGUGUGUGCCGACCAGUGGGGCACAGAUGCCGCUCAGGUCGUGUGCCGUCAGGUUGAUCUCGGAGCUGCGAUUCGGGCGAAGACGGCGUCUGAAUUCGGCAGAGGCGAGAAGCCAGUCGUGAUGAACAGGGUGGCCUGUGAGGGGACGGAGAGUCGGCUGGCUGACUGCCCGUUCGUCUGCACCAGCUACCAGGAGUGUGGGGGCUCGCACGUCGCCGGGGUAGUUUGCCGACCGAAACUUAAUACUGUUCGGUUGGUGGGUGGCUACAAUAACUCCAGUGGCCGGGUAGAGAUUUACCGCAAUGACUCAUGGGGUACAAUCUGCGACAACAAGUGGGACUCCACAGAUGCCGGGGUUGUCUGCCGUCAACUCGGGUUCUCGGGGGUCCAAGAGGCAAAAUCCAGUGCCCACUUCGGACAGGGCAGCGGUCCCGUCCACAUGGAAGGCGUGGCGUGUGCUGGCCAAGAGGAUGAGCUAGGACACUGCCCUUCACUUUGUUGGACUGAAUCAAAAUGCAGCCACGGCCGAGAUGCCGGAGUGAUUUGCCUUAAUGACAAUACCAGUGGUUCUGAUGAGGAAAUCAACUCCGAGUAACAAGACAAGUGAAUUUACUCAAGCCAGGGUUGCGGUCCCAUAUAAUGUCUACAUAUAGCAUUUACUCUUUAUGCAGUUGCGUUUGCUCAAAAUGUAGUUUUUAUUAACUGCCAGGGAUUUGGAACAGUGUCUCGGCAUUAUAAUAACUCCAAAAUGCCCUUCCCUCUGCCCUGUUCCAUAAAUGCUGGGGACAGUAGGUAUUAUGCUUAAAUAAUUUGUGUUAAUUCACUAUCUGAUUAAAACUAUAGCUAAUGCCAAAAAGGAUUUCUGCUCUGUACAAAAAUGGUUGGGCAUAUUUUGACCAACGUUUCCCCUAAAUUUGUGCUGAUUUCAACUUCCUAACUUCUUGUCACAAGGAGUCAAACUGUUUUGGAAAAUGACCAUGAACAUUUACACAAAAUUUACCACUAAUUUUAUAAAGUGAUCAUUAUCUGGAUAAUUUAGCUUUGUCCAACUUUUUUUGCCCAACAAUAUUUUUUAUUGAACAACUUCAGACAAAGCGGGGUCAGCUGCGAGCAUCCGAUUGCUACGGAAACGUGUAUGGCAACCACUAUGCGUACUGGUCACCAUGGCUCCGAAGGAAAUCUACUGCAUCGUCAUUCGUUCGUCUACUGCGUGUGAAAUGAGAUAUCGUAACAACUUUUGGGAAACCUCACUCUCGCGAGCUUUGCAUAUUUCUUAAUAUGAGUGACUCAAACCCAGCAGUUCGUCCCUAGUCAUUGCAAUACGUUAUAAGCUAUGCAGCUUUUAAGUUGGACGACAGAACACAAAAGCAAUGCCAUAAUGCCUACUUGGCCCUGGUUGGUAUAAACCAACUGUCAACUGGAUUUUUCGGAAUUCGUUAUUAUGCGCUCCUGUCCAAACUACACAAUCGUACCUAUUCAUGUAGACUCCAUGGAACUUUAAGGGGAAAAAAGGUCUCGAAAGAAAAAAACAAAAAAAGCACCACUUACACGAUGGCACAACGUUACAGAAGUUGUCUUUUUCCUGAAGAAAAGGGGGCACGUGUCAGACAAAAGGAAAUAUGUUUUUGUCCCCAAUGUCCGACUUUUAAACGUAUUUCUGACACCUCACCCGAAAUGCAAAAUUCUGUCAUAACAGACAUUCAAUAAUCAAAGCGCUGUUGGGGCAAUACAAAGGGUGCAUAGUGGCGAAUUAAGCAGAAGGACACACAUUGACGUCACAGACUUGAUCAUUGCAGUCGUUUCAGCAAAACGGAAUUAACAAAGAAUCCGAUUAAACUAUAGUACCCUUUAUUGGGGACGGAUGACAGUCUUUGGACUUAAAAUUUCAAAGCACAAAAACAUUACAACCAACACGCGCUCACUAGCAAAAGUACAUUUCAUUAAUGACAAUGAACGCAUAUUAAAGAUGGAAUUAUGGGCUGCAAAUGGAAGUCAGCUGAUUUUGAGUAGCCCCGGCCAUUAAACAUAUUCAAUAUAAUACCCUUCUUCUCUCCUGUGAAAUACAUAAGCAAGUGCACUUUCAUUGAACUACAGCUAGGCUAAGUGUACGUGUAUUAAAUAUAUUACAUCUUGCGUAAUGUAUCUUAAAUACUUUAAAAACAGACAUAAAAGUACAUCCUCUAGUCUUUACUUGUCAUGAAUGUUUUUCUUCUUUGUGGAAUUUAUAGCUUAUACAUUAAUAUGCUAAAUUAUACACAUAUCUUAAUACUUAAAAUACAAACCCUUUUAACAUUUUAAGCACACAUCGGUAACAAGGUCAAAUAAAGUUUAAACAUGACAACAUGGGUAUUCAUGCAACAACUGUGUUUGUUCAAGUGACUUGAUUCCAUUGCUCACAUUAAAAAUGCUGUAAGCUUUAUUUCAAUUAUAAUCAGUAUCAAACUUACAAAGGUGCGCCCUCAUAGAAAAUCUGUGCAUUUAGUUUAAAACAGAAAUACACUCAGUAAAUCAAGCAAAUCCUCAAAACAUAUAAAAUAACACCCAUUUAUAGUUUCUUCAUCUUGUACAAAGCUUCAGUCUAACCAUCAAGCCGUAUCAAUAAAUAUAUUAUAGUAGAAAACAA
Molecule: messenger RNA, 3366 nt
Organism: Acanthaster planci (crown-of-thorns starfish)
Lineage: Eukaryota; Metazoa; Echinodermata; Asteroidea; Valvatida; Acanthasteridae
Product: scavenger receptor cysteine-rich domain-containing group B protein-like
Cellular component (GO): membrane
Source: RefSeq, a predicted model, not a curated record